GGCAAGCGUACAUGUUGAAUGGCAGUCACGUGAUUGCAUGAUUGCGUGGAUAUAGCGGACAGGCAACUCUUUCACACAUCACGCGCACGAUAAAGGAAAUGCGUUUCCUUUGGUCCACACGCAUACGCAUGCAGAUCGAUCAAUCACGGCGAAAUAAAACCAUACACACGUUGCGCGUACGCAGCUAUUUCAAAACGAACUCAAGACCAUACAUACCAUAGUGUGUGUAUAAUGUAUAGUGUGGCUGUAUACGCCAUUGCACUUCCUGAAUCGACAAGCAGCAUCUCAUCCCAUCUACUAAGCAAACACUUGCACAGCACGCACGCACGAAGCUAUCCAUCCCAUCCACUGCACACCCAAUCAGCCCAUCCAUCCAUCCAUGUGUGCUAUCUCUUCUUGCCCGCGCCAUGGUGUCUGCCGCCCUCUCCCUCCGCCAGAAUCGACGGCAGCCACUCUGCCUUGUCCGUCAGCUCUCUCGACCGAGAUAAAGACGCCCAGCCCAGAAUCUGUCUGCCACCGCUUUCUUUGUCUGUCUCUUUGCCAGGAGACCCGCUCCCUCUGCUGCUGGUGGUGGUGCUGGUGGUGGAUGAGGAAGCGGACGACACAGUGGUGGGGGUGAGCACAUCCUCCCGUGGCACCGACACGUCGAUCGAGCAAUAGGUCGGGUGGCUGUGGCUGACGUGGCUGCUCUGGCUGGUGUAGAAGUGCAAGAACUGCUCUUUCCUCUUGACGUGUGAGAGGGAGAAGGGCGCCAGGAUGGUGACGAUGACCAGACAGCCGAGAGCGAUAGACGGGACCACCUCGUAGCUCCAGCUGUACCAGAUGGCGAGAAAGCACGGCAGCAGGGAUAUCAACACGCCGGGAGCGCAGAAAGCCACACAUCCCCAGAAAGAGCGGAUGGGCACCCAACAUGCCCUACCGAGGUCCGGCCGCGUCCACCGCAGAUGCAGGAAGGCCGCAUAGACAAUCACGUUGGUUGCGGCGUAAGACAGGGACGAGAUACUCGUGAGGCUCGUGAACUUGAGGAAGAUCGAGCAUGCCAUGGCGAACACGAAGAGGGCCACCAUUGCGCGGACGGGCUGCUGGUUGCUGGUGCGCUCGGCGAGGAAUGAGGGAAGGUAGCCGUGGUCGGCCAUGCAAGCGACGAACUCACAGGAAGUGGUGAGGUCGCCCACGAACUGCCCCAGUGCCGAGAUGACCGAGCCUGCGAUGACAAGGCGGCCGAGAACAACACCGAAGAGGCCGCCGCCGAUAGCUCUGGCCACCUCAACGAAAUACCCGUCGGUCCACGCGAUGUAGGUCGGCAGCACCGCCGCACCUGCAGUGUGAGAAGGAAGGGCAGAGAGAGGCGCGCAUACACACGUUCGUGUGUGGUGUGCCGAGGGCUUUCUCACCUGCCCAGAGCGGCAGGACGUAUGAGAUGGAGACGACGAUGCAGUUGACCAGCAUGGCUGUUGGGACGUUACGCAGAUCGCUGUUGUCCUCAACUCGCGUCAAAGCACUGUGGUAGCUGCACAACACACAAAACAAGACACGCACACAAACAAAAACAGACGCACACACAUGGGCAUGAGAGCCUCUCUCUCUCUUCCAGAGAGAGGUCUUUGUGCUUACCCAGAGUUGCACCAAAUCAAUGUCGUGAUGCCAGCGAAGAGCUGCAUCUGGUGGGGGUACUUGGGUAUGCUCAUGAAGGCCACUGGCGACACAGCCACAGGGGCCCAAAGCAGGAUAAUUACAAAGGGCAAUAUGGCCCCCACGGUGAGGCACACGAACACCGAGCCGAUCUGGUCGAUCUUGAGUGUGCAGAUGAAGAGCCCCAGGAACAUGAUGGUGAAGUUGAAGGCCGUCUCGAAGCGCUCAUCGGUGCCGAACAUCGGCACCCACUUGGACAAAUACCCGACCGAGCAUGAAGAAUAAGAACUGACACCCAAGAGAGUGCGAUGAUAAGAGUCGGUAUGGUUCCAUCAGUCGUCGGUGACUCACCCGAGCACAGUGCAUUCAUAGGCCAAAUAGAUAAUACCGGUCAGAAACCCUGAGAGCGGUCCGAGGCCGUAUCGGGCCCAUACCUGACACAUACAGGCAGGCAGGUUAUCCCAAUCGAUUACAGACUGAUUGCUGCCCCUCCUCUCCCUCUCCUCUGCACCAUGAGGGGUGCCUACCAUUGGCCCUCCGUUGUGCGGCAUCAUGAGGGAGAGCUCCAGACAGACGAGCGAGUAGGGAAAGGCAUAGAGGACGCACAUGGCGAGCUGACCGCCGAUGGCCAAGGGCAGCCCCAGGGACCGCACGAGCAUCUCCGACCCGUACACGCCGCCCGACACGGAGAAGAAUGCCAGACCCAGCAACCCAAGGAUGCCCAGCUUCGACUGGGCCCACGAAGAUGCUCCUGCUGUUGUCUUUGCCGCAUUGCCGUGGCCAUCAGAGAGGGAGCAGGCUGUGUAGGUGGUGCUGCUGCUGUGCGAUGACGGGGCGUGCAGAGGGCUCAGCGAUAGGGCUGCGUCACUCUCGAUGUCACAGCUCCGCAUAGUUUGCAGCGAGAGGAAGAAGAGAGAUGAGGAUGAGAGAACUGACUGAGGGGACGCUCCACAGCUCAGAGAGAAGGCCUCCGUUUCCUGUCCAUGCUUGUCAACGUCGUUGCGAUGGCUGCUGACCAACGCCUCACCGCAGAGAGGGAAUGAUAUCGCUCCGCAGCUGCGCUGCUCGA
Messenger RNA from Vitrella brassicaformis, 2701 nucleotides. Lineage: Eukaryota; Vitrellaceae. The record is from the annotation of a GenBank genome assembly.